Aphanomyces astaci is the source of this 1629-nucleotide messenger RNA. RefSeq lists its product as hypothetical. Lineage: Eukaryota; Oomycota; Saprolegniomycetes; Saprolegniales; Verrucalvaceae. The coding region runs from base 1 to 1629 and encodes 542 amino acids. Gene Ontology annotation, biological process: double-strand break repair via homologous recombination. Gene Ontology annotation, cellular component: cytoplasm; nucleus; chromosome. The transcript is spliced from 6 exons. The record is from RefSeq and is a predicted model, not a curated record. Gene Ontology annotation, molecular function: four-way junction helicase activity; nucleic acid binding; 3'-5' DNA helicase activity.
AUGGUGCGCCACCUUGCUAAAUGGGAUGCGCCGACGUUUCCGUGGUCGACGGUGGCGUUAAAGGUGCUCCAUGCUCUGUCUCCAUCGUCGCAGUCCUUCCGUCCAUGCCAAGAGGCAGCCGUGAACUUGGCUCAAAGCGGCUUUAGCCUGUUCCUGCAUCUACCCACUGGGGCCGGGAAAAGUGUGUGCUUCCAGCUCCCGUCGCUGCUGCAACAACGCUUGAACAAAGUCACGCUAGUUGUGAGUCCUCUUCGUUCGCUCCUCGCCGACCAGAAGCAGCAUCUCACGCGCCUCGGCCUCGCCCACCGCGCCAUCUUCCUCUCUCCCGGCAACGUGCCCGGGCCGAACUUGUCCAAUGACAUCGCUCUCGUGUACGCCACCCCCGAGCUUCUUCUGCAGAAUUCCAGCGCUGUGAGACUCCUCGCCGACCUCGCGGCCACCGAUCGGCUCGCGCGGGUCGUCUUGGACGAAGCGCAUUGCGUCCUCGAGUGGGGCAACUCAUUCCGCCCGACGUACCUCGAGUUCGCCAAACACUGCCGUCAACGGCUGCCCCACCUGCCCGUGACGUUUGUGACCGCUACCGCGUCGCCCGAGAUCGUGUCCAGCACCGCCAACCUCUUUGGGCUGCAGCUGGCCCCACUCCCAGACACACACACCGACCAUCAUCCAAUCGGCGACACGAACGCAUCCACUCUCGUCGUCCUGCAACACAUGCUGGAUCGACCGAACCUCUGUCUGCAGGUCCUUCCCAAGACCAAAUCAGUCUUGGCCAACAUGGCCUCCCUUCUUAAAGCCAGGGAACCCGCCAUCGUGUACGUCCUCUCCCAAAAGGACGCGGAAGCUGUUGCCGCCGGUCUCAUGGCAUUUGGUAUCCAAGCGCAGCCAUAUCAUGCUGGUUUGUCGGAUCCAGCUCGAAAACGCGCCCAACAGCUCUGGACCAGCGGCAAAAUCUCUGUGAUCUGCGCCACCGUGGCGUUUGGGAUGGGAAUCGACCGCGCCGACGUCCGCCACGUCAUCCACCAUUCGCUGCCCAUGUCCCUUUCGGCGUACAUGCAACAAAUUGGUCGAGCAGGCCGCGACGGACUGCCGGCCACGUGCACGUUGUUCUACGCUGGGGGGGAUCGCGGCCGCGCGGCGUUUGUGAUGAGCGGCGGCGACGGCUUUCUGGACGCGUCGGCGUCGCAUGGCAUGCGGGAUGUGGUGGAGAUGGUCACAUCGAUGGACUGCCGCCGUCGGAUCUUGCAUUCGCAUUUUGGCAACGACAUGGCCACAUUGAGCGACGAAGAAGGGUGCUGUCGCAACUGCAACUGCGGCGAAUCCGUGGUAGAUGAAGACGAGGAAGCCACGAGAAGUGAGCGGCGCGCCGCCAUGACGGCCAAACGUCCAUCUAAGAACCUGGACGUCGAGUGGUUGUACCAGAGGUUGCUGCAAGACGGGCGGCGGCGGCGGGGUGGAGGGGGUGGCAAGGCCAAUGUAUUGUCUAGGAAAACGAUCGAGCGGAUCCUGGCGUCCCCGCCACCGUCGUCGGUGGAAGAGCUCGCGGCGAUGCGCGGAGUGGGGCCAGACCGCGCGGAAGCAUCGUUCUCCAUGCUGGUUGACCACAUGCAAGCGAAAGGAAGACGAGAAUGA